Molecule: messenger RNA, 2044 nt
Organism: Adelges cooleyi (spruce gall adelgid)
Lineage: Eukaryota; Metazoa; Arthropoda; Insecta; Hemiptera; Adelgidae
Product: phosphatidate cytidylyltransferase, mitochondrial
Exons: 1
Coding region: 289-1242 (317 amino acids)
Biological process (GO): CDP-diacylglycerol biosynthetic process; cardiolipin biosynthetic process
Cellular component (GO): mitochondrion
Molecular function (GO): phosphatidate cytidylyltransferase activity
Source: RefSeq, a predicted model, not a curated record
AUUACGAGGAACAUUUUAAAAUUUCCUCGAACCAACUGCAGUUAACUCGUCUGGAUUUUAAUAACAAAAUUAUUAUUAUUAUUGUGUUUGACACGCUGGACAACAUUUUAGUGAAUCGACUUCACAGUUCACAAUUAUGAUACCGAUGUAGUUUUUAAUAAACAUAUCUCAUGCCGUACAACUACACGGUUGUAAUGGUUCUCUCGGCGCCGAAAAUAACCGUACCGGUAAGUGGUGUCGAUUUGUUUUUACCGAAUUAGAACCGUCCUUUUGUGUUUUACAUGCGUCAUGUUGGCCAAGUUGAAACAAGUGCUCACCAAGUUCCCGUCGAAACAUUUUGCCUACUGUUUCGCGUACGGGUCUGGAGUGUUCCAACAGGCCGGACGCAACGAUCGGGCCAUGGUCGACAUGAUAUUCGUUGUCAAAGACUCGUACAACUUCCAUCGAGAGAACAUUGCCGCCAAUCCCGACCACUAUUCGUCGCUGUGCCAUCUCGGCCCGUCCGUGAUCACGCACAUCCAAAAGUCAUACGGCUCCAACGUGUAUUUCAACACGCUAGUCACUGUCGGAGACCUGAAGUUCAAGUACGGCGUCAUAGACAUAGAAGACUUCCGUCGAGACAUGUUGUUCUGGCAGUCCAUUUACAUUGCCGGCCGACUGCAUAAGCCCGUGUUGAUAUUGUACGACGAAGGUCUAAGCGAACUGGUCAAUCACAACCUCGAGAGCGCCAUUCACGUUGCGCUGUUGCAGUUGCCGGAGAAGUUUCCCGAAAUGGACUUGUGGCUGACCGUGGCUGGCCUGUCCUACAGCGGAGACUUUCGCAUGAUCAUCGGCGAGGAUAAGAACAAAGUACAAAAUAUCGUCAUGCCCCAGUUGGACAACUUCAGGACGCUCUACUCGCCAAUUAUUCAAUCGAUGAGUCACGUCCUAUUGUUGAACGCGAUCGGACACCAAGACAAAAGUACGGAGAGCAAAAUGUACCACUUGGAAAGGUUACCGCAAAAUGUAAAAAAUAUUAUACUAAAUACCAAUGUAAAUAUGUUAGAGAAUAGGUGCUUUUUGUUAAACGAUUUAGCCGUAAGAAAAGAUACCAAUGUAAUUAUAAGUAAGAGCGUCAACAAAAUUGUAUUUUAUGCUAGUCUCACGCAGAGCCUAAAGGGAAUACUAACGGCCGGUCUGUUGAAGUCUAUAAUCUAUAGCUUAAGAAAAUUAAAAAAAAUGUUCAUAUCGAUGGUGCCGUAAAUUAUCGUCCCCUACACAAUUUACGACAAAUUUUAUAUUAGGUACGUUUUUUCCCAUUCACAGUACAAUUUUUUCAUUAUUAUUAUUAUUGUGGCAUAAUUUUUAUUAAUGUAUCUACUGUUACUAUUUUAAUGAUUUAUAAUCAAUUCUUAUAAAAAUAUAAAACAUUACCGACAAUUACAAUAAUAUGUACAUAGUCGUCGUCGUGUAAACAGUGUAGCGUUGUAAAGUAUUUGAAUUUAAGUAUUUGAGUACAAGUGUUUAGUAUAUCUAAAAAAAAGAACCGAAAUACUUGUAUUCAAAUACUUUUUAAGUGUCACUCAAAUACUUUACAACACUAGACUUGCGUUAUUGUAUCUCAAUAACGCUCACUGUACAAUUAGUAUCUUUUAAUUAUUUGUUAGUCAAAGUCAUUAGUCAUAUUAGAAUGUAGCAAUCUAUUAGAAAACAUUUUUUAUUUAUGUAUUGUUAAAUUUACUUUUUUUUUUUAAUCGAUUCGUGACAGUUUUAGUCAAAGUAUAAUAUUAUGUCAUUUAUCCAUUUAAAUAACACAAAUUGUUUGUUGUUUUUUUUUUUAACCAAUCGAUCAGAGUGUCGAAACAAACUGUUCAAAAUAAAUUGAAAAAAUUAAUAUUUGUUUAAUUUGUGAAAAUGGUUUUAGUACAUUGUUAUAAUGGGGGGUUUUUUUUUUGUUAAUGAAAAUUUUAAACCAGUGCUUUUCCUGGUACUCUAAAAUUAAAAUAAGUUGAGUUAAGCAAAGAUGGUCUUCCUACGAUUGUAACGUACAGGACAACGUGUAACA